Messenger RNA from Panicum virgatum (switchgrass), 3200 nucleotides. RefSeq names its product septin and tuftelin-interacting protein 1 homolog 1-like. Gene Ontology annotation, cellular component: U2-type post-mRNA release spliceosomal complex. Lineage: Eukaryota; Viridiplantae; Streptophyta; Magnoliopsida; Poales; Poaceae. Gene Ontology annotation, molecular function: nucleic acid binding. Gene Ontology annotation, biological process: spliceosomal complex disassembly. The record is from RefSeq and is a predicted model, not a curated record.
AGAGAACUCGCUGCCAACAACAGACAUCAACACCCAAAGCACCCAGGCCAAACAGACAAGGCCUGAGCGAGCUGAAUAGUUUCCUUGUGAGAGAAUAGUUUCUGAAGCAAACAGGUUGAACCGACUAGAGUUGCAGUGGGAAAGAAAAAAAAAAAAUCUACAACGUGGAACGAACCGACUCUCACGGAUGAACGCAACCGACUCGCUCGGGCUCAAGCCUGAAGGCAAAACACGUUCGGAUUGAAUUGGUCCAUGCAAAGCAUUGCAAAAAAUCCGUCAUCCUUCCCCAAUCGCGCCGCGUCCUAUUUGCUUACCGAAUCGCGAAUACUUCUUGCGAACCAACAGAGGAAGCUGUUCGAUCCUCGCGCGAUUCUCUUCCUCCCAAUCGCAAAGAGUGGGGAGCGAGCGGCGGCAGGCGGCGCCAUGGACUGCGGCGGCGAGCGCGCGGGCCGGGCCCGCCACGACGCCAUCAACGGGGUCUCCGCUGAGGGCGACUCAUACUACUACGACUCCGACGACGAUGGUUCCCGCCGCCGCAAGCGCCGCAGGGAAGCGCCCGAGCCCGACCUCUCCAAGCCCGUCCGGUUCGUCUCCACCGGCUACGCCAUGCCCUCCCACGAACCAGAUCCCGUCCCUGUGAACGCCGCGGCCAAGGAGGACGAGGCAGGGGCAGAGGCGGAGGACAUUGAGCCGCUCCCCACGAUGUUCGGGAAGAUCAGGGAGGGCGCCCGCGCGAGGUGGGAGGAGAAGGAACGGGAGCGCGACGCCGCGGCGCGCCGGCGCCAGGCGCCGGGGAAUCCGCCGCCGGCUCCGGGGAGCAUGCAGUCCAACGCCACUGUGGCCAAUAUGAUGCGCAAGGGAGGGUACUGUCCCGGCAUGGGCCUCAGCAAGUACGGCCAGGGGAGAACAGAGCCGCUGGAGGCCACCGUGCGACUCAAGAACGCCGGCCUCGGCUACGUCGAGGGAUCCAAGAAACCCAUGCUCGCGCCGUCCAAGGAGAACCUGCCGCCCGCGACUUGUCAGCCGGCGUCAACGAAGGAGCGGCAGCAUCGGUGGUUGAAGAAGGACAGCGUCAGGAAAACUCCGGUCCUGACAAGAAUCGCGUUGUUGGCAAUGCGCGAACGCGAUGGGGAGGAGCAGCAGGGGGGUCAGCCAGCUGUUGUUCAGAAGGUGAUCGACAGGCGAGGGCCACAGGAGCGUGUCCUGAAGGAUCUGAGAGGGCUCAACGACGAGCAGGAGAUGGAGUCGGACGACGCGCCGAUGCCGGAGCUGCAGUACAACGUGCGGCUGCUUGUUGACGACGCGAGGAUCUGCGUUCAGAGACUGCACGGCCAGCUGCGGCGGGAGCGGGAGAAGGCGGCCAGCUUGGCGCGGGAGAAGGAGAAGCUGUCGAAGCAGGAAGCGGCGCAGAAACGGCAGCUGCAGGUCAUGGAGACGAUCGCAGGGGCGCUGGAGGAGGUCCGGCUGGACGAUGCAGCCGGCGCUCUCACUCUCGAAGGAUUGUUCAUGGCGAUUCGGGACUUGAAGGCGCGCUUCGGGGAGGAGUUCAAGAUGUGCUGCGUCGCGUGGAUCGCCUGCCAAUUCGCGCAUCCGCUGCUCAUCCGGUUCUUCCAGGGCUGGCAGCCGCUCCGGGACCCGUCGGUUGGGUUGGAGGUCAUGUCAUCGUGGAAGGAUUUGCUGGAGGAAGACUAACCAUACGACUCUCGCACGGUGCUGCAUCCAUGGCGAAAUGUGUUUGAUUCUGGAAUUUGGGAAGACCUGAUUGCGCGCUGUAUCGUUCCCAAACUGAAGAUGGCACUGCAGGAGUUUCAGAUCAAGCCAGCAGACCAGAAGCUCGAUCAGUUCAAUUGGGUGAUGCUUUGGGCCUCAACUAUCCCGGUGCAGCACAUGGUUCAUGUGCUGGAAGUUGAUUUCUUCAGCAAGUGGCAUCAGGUCAUAUACCAUUGGCUGUGUUCACCAAAUCCCGAUUUCAACGAGAUCGUUAGUUGGUACAAUGACUGGAAGGGCCGUUUCCCACCGGAGUUGCUUGCCAACGAGCGCAUACGGUUGCUUUUGGCACUAGGCCUGGACAUGAUGAACCAAGCCGCCGAAGGACUGGAGGUUGUGCAGCCUGGGACUAGAGAGAAUCUGGGCUGCUUGAGAGAUACAGAGAAGCGACCACCCGAUGCAGCACCGAACGAAUCACGGUUCCCUUCUUGCCAUGGGGUGAUAGGACCAGCCAUGACAGACAUGAGCUUCAAGGAGUGUAUCCAGGCAUACGCGAUGGAGAAGGGUUUGUUGUUUAUGCCUAAAGUUGGCAAGUCCUACAAUGGCAUGCCAGUGUAUGAAUUUGGCACUGUAAGUAUUUGCUUAGAUUCCGUGAAGCGAGUGGUCUAUGCACAACUAGGAGAAGGAGCUGAGAGAUGGAGCCUUGUAUCUCUUAGGCAAGUUAUGGAAAUGAAUUGAAUAGGGAUAACUCAUCAUCUUUUCGUGGCAUUUACUGAUUUCCACUAUUUUUCUUCCAUGAUAAAACCCUUUUCACUUUGGAUAAGCAAUGGAUACAACGACAGGCAUCCAUCAUGAGUAUUAAUAGUGUUACUAGAAAAUUCAGAUGAUAUGGGGUUAUUUCACAGUGUUUAUAUUGGUGGCAUAACUUUUCCCUCUUGAAAUGUUGAUGGUUACGGAUAGCCCCCCACGCCUUUGGAAUUCACUGAAUUCUGCCAGAUUUUGUUAUCAUAUUCUCCUGAUGAGCAUACACUGAAAUCAGUUCCAAAUUCAUUUGUCACUCCUGUACAUACAUCUAUCACCACCAGAGGUACUAACAGCUGCCAGCUGCCAUAACCUCCGCUGAAAAAGUUUAAGCAUCGUCGAAUAUGUUUUUUUUUUAAACAAAGCAUCGUCGCAUGUCACGUCUUCUUGGCAGACUCGUAUUUCGUCUUGCCUUCUUCAGGAUGCUACGCAAACCGAAAGUGCUCCAUGGAUGAAACCAGAGUGGAAGAGAACAAGGAGUUUGCCAGUGAUGGAUGGACCACUGGACGGGGCAAAGGGAAUUUCCGGUGGAGCGUUGAAAUGCAUUGAGAAUUUAAGAUCAGAAAGAACAUCAACAGUAAGAGCACCUAUGCUGGUUUAAGGGUUUUCAUGGUUAUUCAGAUCCAGAUUCUAUAUUUGCAAUAUGCUCGAAAUAUGCACAGUGAAGACAACACCUGAAUUACUUAUGCUAU